AAUAUCAGAAUCAUGGAAUCUGUUUUAUCAAAAAGAAGCUACGCUUUUGCACGAUAAGACGAACAGAAAAAUAUACUAAGCCGUGUGGAAAAAUAAGAGUUUAUUUCUUUAAAUAAAACAAAGGAAGAAUAUUCACAAACUAUGCGUUGUAAUUAUAUUAAGGAAAACCUAGCUGUGGUCGUCUGCUUCGUGCUAUUUCAAUGCGCGAGGAGCGUUCCGAUCCAAAAACAUGCGACGAGACACAAACGGUCAGCAGAAACUGUUGAGUUCUUCAUGAAUAAUCAGCUUACACAUGAGUAUGAUCCGCGAACAGGACUUGCAUUCAUCAGUGAACAACACUUUAAUAACGACCUUACGUGUCCGGAACAUGUUUCUACGGGAAUGAACGACCCUGUUUAUAAAAGGUCAACUUGUCCCUGGUACUACAGCGAAUCACGUGACUCAAAGCGAUAUCCAGCCGUCAUCUUCCAAGCAGAGCGACUUUGUGACUACGCCAUUGGCUCAAACAAAAUGCAUGAGUGUGUGCCAAUAACGGAGAGUUUGACAGUAUUAAGAGAACAAAACUACCAUGACGGGAAUGGAAACUCCGUAUGGGUGGAAGAAACCAUAACAAACGUUGUAGGAUAUACAGCUGCCGGAAGACGACUCGCUGAAAAUUCACCACAGGCUACCACAGCGGCACCAGACAACCAACCUACACCGGAAUGGGCAAGACGAUAAAUGGUUCUCUCGAAAGAAUCAAAUAUACUGUAACUGCCAGUAAGGCUUCUUUGUCCGAGUUUAUGGACAUGAUUGUUAGACCAUAAUGGUCAUUUUUAGCAAUUAUAAAUUACAUCUGGUUUUAAUAAUUAAUUUAGCUGUACAGUUAUGAACGUUAGUGAAAAUUGAGAAUACAUUGUUAUGAUAAAAAUAUGUUAGGUAUUAUUUUAUGGAAUGCGCUGGGUUCAGUGAAGGAACACGUUUCACAGAAAUCACAAUGCAUUUUUAAUUUUCAAUGUUGACGCAUACAUUUCUAUAUCUAUUUCUUUUUUGGAAGCGGCUUUUUACACCGAUUUUAUAUUAGCUACACGGAGUGGAGUUUUGGUAUGGUUGAUCUUUAUCUUUUUACAAUUGACAAUCAGAGAUGUGAUUUAGUUGCGUUUAUUAUUGAAAAAUAAUCUCACUGUGAUGGACUACUGGGUAUUUUCUUUAGGAUGUACCAGGGUUUAUUUUACACACACAAAACAUAUAUGUACAUUGCUCA
Messenger RNA from Mercenaria mercenaria, 1243 nucleotides. RefSeq lists its product as uncharacterized. Gene Ontology annotation, molecular function: cytokine activity. The transcript is spliced from 2 exons. Gene Ontology annotation, cellular component: extracellular region. The record is from RefSeq and is a predicted model, not a curated record. Lineage: Eukaryota; Metazoa; Mollusca; Bivalvia; Venerida; Veneridae. The coding region runs from base 142 to 720 and encodes 192 amino acids.